Serendipita indica DSM 11827 is the source of this 486-nucleotide messenger RNA. NCBI's taxonomy places the organism in Eukaryota, Fungi, Basidiomycota, Agaricomycetes, Sebacinales, Serendipitaceae. The record is from the annotation of a GenBank genome assembly.
AUGACAGUCACUCUCGUCACCUCUGAUAAUGAACAAUUCCGCGUCGAAAAGGUGGUUGCCCAGCGCAGCGUCCUCAUCAAGAACAUGCUGGAAGACGUUGGAGAGUCUGAUCAGCCAAUCCCACUCCCAAAUGUGACUGCGCCCGUCUUGAGAAAGGUCCUCGAGUACUGCGACCACCACCAGACGGAUCCCCUGCCAACAGGUGAUGAGCCAUCGGCGGACGAGUCUCGCAAGCGCACGACCGAUAUCUCGGAAUGGGACCAAAAAUUCAUCACAGUCGACCAGGAGAUGUUGUUUGAGAUCAUCUUGGCGGCAAACUAUCUCGAUAUCAAGCCUCUGCUUGACGUCGGAUGUAAGACGGUUGCCAACAUGAUCAAGGGCAAGUCUCCCGAGGAGAUUCGCAAGCUAUUCAACAUUGUCAACGACUUCACGCCAGAAGAAGAGGCUCAGAUCAAGAAGGAGAACGAAUGGGCCGAGGACCGAUAA